AUGAAAUUUAUCUUCUGUUUGAGUGUCCUUGCUGGGAUAUUUUCCCCCGCUCACUCAUCUGUGCAGAAAGAAGACCAUGCCCCCUAUUUGGUAUACCUCAAGUCUCACUUCAAUCCCUGUGUGGGUGUCCUCAUCAAAAGCAACUGGGUGCUGGCCCCUGCUCACUGCUACCUACCGAACCUGAGAGUGAUGCUGGGAAAUCUCAGGAACAGAAUCAGAGAUGGGACAGAGCAGAUAAUUGACCCUAUCCAGAUUGUCCGCUACUGGAACUACAGUCAUAGUUCCCCCCAGGAUGACCUCAUGCUCAUUAGGCUGGCUAAGCACGCCAACCUCAACCACAAAGUCCAGCCCAUUCCCCUCGCCACCAGCACCGUCAAGCCAGGCACCGUCUGUACGCUUUCAGGCUUGGACUGGAGCCAAGACAACAGUGGCAGACACCCUGAUUUAAGGCAGAAUCUGGAGGCCCCCAUGAUGUCUGAUGCAGACUGCCAGAAAACCGAACAAGGAAAAAGCCACAGAAACUCCAUAUGUGUUAAAUUUGUGAAAGUGUUCAGUCGAAUUUUUGGGGAGGUGGCCGUUGCUACUGUCAUCUGCAAAGGCAAGCUACAGGGGAUCGAGGUCGGACACUUCAUGGGAGGGGAUGUGGGCAUCUACACCAAUGUUCAGAAAUAUAUCACCUGGAUUGAGAACGUCACUAAAGACAAAUAA
This is a messenger RNA of Mesoplodon densirostris (Blainville's beaked whale), 708 nucleotides long. RefSeq names its product serine protease 37 (gene PRSS37). Bases 1 to 708 code for a protein of 235 amino acids. Gene Ontology annotation, molecular function: serine-type endopeptidase activity. Lineage: Eukaryota; Metazoa; Chordata; Mammalia; Artiodactyla; Ziphiidae. Gene Ontology annotation, biological process: positive regulation of acrosome reaction; proteolysis. Gene Ontology annotation, cellular component: acrosomal vesicle. The record is from RefSeq and is a predicted model, not a curated record. The transcript is spliced from 5 exons.